GCACGUUGUAACAAUUAACCCUUAUUGCUUAAAAUGGUCAGAAGGUAGACAACCAAUUUGUAAUAAUUAAAAUUCAAUUAUCAUGUUCGGUCCGCAAAGGACAUGGCUAGAUAAAAGAAAACAAAAUUUAGGUAUGUUAACGGUGCGGAUGCAUUGGGAAAGAAAUGCAUGUACUGGUUUGACGCAUUGUUUGUUCCUGGGUAGCAGCCUUUUGUCGUGGGGUAGCCGGCUCUGUAGAUCUGUCUGAAGUUAAAAUGAUCCAGGGUCGGCAUACACGGGUGCGUUGCCCCUUCGAGUGCGACGCGACCCGACUGCUGGAGCGUAACUAGCAUACGUGUUGGUUGCACGGCGCACGGAUCCUUGUCGUUUGUUGUGUGGACAUUUUGCGUGACAAACAGUAGACCUGUGCGUGCAGACAUUUGCAGCGUAUGCUAUAAACAGUAGAAAGGGAUAAAAGAAUUAGCAGAAACAGUGUCACAUAACGCGUGCUGGGAUGCUAGGAUGUACUACUGGCGUGCUCUAGCCUCUGCACUGCUAGCCGCUCUUAAUUGCUGAACUGUCCGGCUGUUCGGACGAGACGUUUUGCAAGCCAGAGAAAUUGGUACCCCAAAUUCAUUGCGGGUGUACUACAUUACCACUCCGAUGGAGAAACUGAGAUCCGGUUGACUUAAAGACUGGAGCGGGUGGGAGCUAGUGAAUCUUAUCUCUUCAGCAAGAACUAGAGCGGCGGAAGCGAGUUCUACGCAUCCGGUGGCCUCGCAUCAUCUUCCAAGGAAUCAAAUGAACUUGGUUAGAGGCCGCCAUGGAAAUGGCAGACCACAAGGUGUAGAUUUCGAAUCAAGUUCAUGUCUUAAUCGUUUUGGUGGUAGCCGUGAGUUGAAAGCGGAGGCGUUCGGUGAGCAUCUGGAAUCUGUAAGCUUAGAUGGAUGCAUAGUGAGGAGCAAUUACACGCCUGAUGCGAUAGGAUUAGCGAUGCAGAACUGGGGCGAAGAACAGAAAGCAUUAGUUCGUGUGAUGGGCCUUGGUGGGUUACUGCAUCUUCGGAAAACAGGGAAUUUUUUUAUCUCUUUCACACGAUCUCUGCUUGAUAGGAUCGACCCCAAUGACAGUACGAUGAGGCUGCCAGGCGGUGCGAAGUUGAUCUUGGGCGAGAUGGAGAUUUGCUCUUAUAUGGAUAUAAGGAGAGGAGGUUUGACACUGCAGAGGAACAACAACAGUCCAAGUGAUGAUCACUACAUGAGUGCUAGGUAUCUUCUGGGAAUGGCUCUGAUUCCACAAGAGAUCACUAUGAACGAUGUAGUUAGUAUACUACAAGAACACGUGGACUCGCCGAUGACUCGAGAGCAGAGGAUUAAGACGGAGGUGGGAACGGCCAUGCUUGCUGUUUCCGUUGUAUUUGGACCACGAGAUGGUCGCAACCACGUGACAAAUGAUGUAUACCGGCUUGUCGAAGAACCAUCCAAACUUAGUGUUUGGAACUACAGUAGAUAUGCUCUAGAGGAGUAAUGCGAGGUGCCCUGUGCCUGGCAGAGUCCAAACGAAAAGGAGAGCAAAAUGUUUGGCUAUAUGGAUGCCCAACUAUUUUGCAGAUACACUACUUCAACUCGGUUGAUACCGGUUAUCUCACCAUCGAUACAACAAAGCAAGCCGCGGUUAAGCUGUAUUCAACUUCUGUAGUGAGAACUUUCAUCGAAGCAGAUACCUUCGAAGAGGAUGGCCAGGUCAAGUAUGGAGGCUUGAAGGGCAAUGUUGCUUGUUCUGGAAAAGCUAUAGCUGCCGGUUGUAUACACUAUGAGACACUAUUAUACCUAAAAGGAAAGUUGAGAAUGUCUAUGUUAAAGGCAGAUUCAGUAUGUCAUGAGUUCAACGGGCUCAUGUCCAAGGAUCAUUCAAAUGAUGUUGGCAUGAUAAAGAGACGGAUAGAAGAGCAUGAUAUGGCACAGACUCUAUCGAGGCUUCAUGAAUGGAAAGAUAAUGACGCCAAAAUUGAAUCAGCCUUAAAAGGUAAAUGUGGAUGGAGCCCAGAUAUGCCACCACGCAUAUUAGAAGGUGUGGUUGUUAGUACAGAAGACUGUAAUGAUAUUGAAAAUUGGGAAAGGAAGAAAGUUGCAACAGGAUCUGCAAGUACAGAUGAGGACCAUGAUAUCAAAACAGUAGCAGAGGCACUUGCUGGGAUGAAAGCAGGUUUGUUUGGUGCUGGGUUAAGUGGGGCAUGUGGCUCUAGGCAAGGUACAUGCACACGUACAGCUGCAGUCAAUUCAACAAAGCAGACAUUGAUGGUACAACAAGCUAGUUCACUUACUGGAGAAAUAAACAAGGGCGUUGCAUUGAUUGGAGAUGAAAUUAAAACUAAUGAAGGUACACUUGAAGGAGAUGGCGGAAAACAAAAACCAGUGUUGAAAUUCUAUGUCAGGAGAUUGGCGAAAAACAGAGAUAUUUUUUUGGAUCAUGAAAGAACCAAUGAAAGAUGUACCGUUUUGUCUGAAAGUGUUAAGACAGACGAAAUGAACCCGAUACUAGCACAUGACGCAUUCAAGAAAAAUUCUUUGGGAGGUAAUAAUUUAAGUGAAGAGAGCAUUACAGCUGUUGCAGAUGCAGAUAUUGGGAAGAAGAGGUCAAUCUCUCAAAUAAAUCGACUGAUUGAAGUUUGUAAACGGCAACGUAUCGCCGCGAAGAUGGAUGUUCCAAUCAUAUCAAAUGGACUUAGCAAUGGUGGGUUAGGAGGACCUGGCGCCUACUUUUUAAGCAGUAGGAAAGUACUGAAGGAUUCUAUAGAGCAGCUGGAGAAUACAAAGGGAAUGGAACUAAGGAGGAUCUGGAUUGAGCAUCCUAUACCUGUUGUGCUGCAAAUUACUGGAACUGAGAUAUAUGCAAUGAUGAAACCUGGAGGAGAAGUUGGUGCAAGACAAUUUGAUAUUUUCCGUAGGCUUGUGUAUUGUCAGGAUAAGAAGUUAUAUGCUCCUAGGUCAAUUUUGAGGCUGAGGAAGGUUCUUCAUCUAAGCUGGGCGGUUAGUUCAUUGAGAGAGUGCUUAAUGGUGCAGCCGUAUAGAUUAGUGAUGAAAUAAAAGCAAGUUUGGUUGGUUUGAACGGAAAAUUUGAUUUGAAGACUUGCAAUAUGAUAAUGGUUCCAGACAGAUCUGUAGAGGGGUAUUACGUUCUGUUGUCUUCAAUAUGUUUACUCAUGUGGUCUAUGUGUUUGAUCCAGCAAACUCAUGGUAGCUUGAGACAACAUUGGAGAAGAAGCACUGGGCAAAAUAUAUGUUGUUGCUUAAUGGGAUGUCGUCCUUGAUAUCUGAGUUAUACCCCGGCUAUCAUGUUGAUGCUUCUAAAUGGAAAAUGAAAUGCCAUAAAGUGUUGGCGGACCGAGUGAAGAGGGGUGAUACUGCAUUCUAUGUUUUACUCAUCAUAUUGAGCUUCAAUGGGCAAGAGAUAAAGCACAUUCUUAACACGAAUUCUCUGGCAUUAUUCAAGCUUAAUGUGCCACAUUCAAGUUUCCCAAGGGAAAUCAUACCAUGUUAAAUUCUGAGUUACCUAAGUUAUUUAACUGGUAGAGCGGCAACAAGUCGUGGUAUUGUAAUGAAUGUCAUACUACUUAUUAUUUAAGACAUAUAUGGAUUGUUUUAAAUUA
Triticum aestivum (bread wheat) is the source of this 3628-nucleotide messenger RNA. RefSeq lists its product as uncharacterized. The record is from RefSeq and is a predicted model, not a curated record. The transcript is spliced from 18 exons. NCBI's taxonomy places the organism in Eukaryota, Viridiplantae, Streptophyta, Magnoliopsida, Poales, Poaceae. The coding region runs from base 1506 to 3065 and encodes 519 amino acids.